Molecule: messenger RNA, 1239 nt
Organism: Acaulospora morrowiae
Lineage: Eukaryota; Fungi; Glomeromycota; Glomeromycetes; Diversisporales; Acaulosporaceae
Source: the annotation of a GenBank genome assembly
AUGCCCGAGAUAACUGUCACUGUCAAAUGUUCUAAUGACCAAAAAUAUAGCGUGAAGAUAGACACCUCUAAAACUGUACUAGAAUUUAAGAAUGCUAUUGCUGAACAAAGCAAUACAGCCGCAGAUAGACAAAGGUUGAUAUAUUCUGGAAGAGUAUUGAAGGAUAAUGAUACUCUCGAUACAUACAAGAUAACCGAAGGCCACACCGUACAUAUGGUGAGAAGUCAAGCUACCACUAGUAAGUAUCCAAAAUACUGUAGCCAUGAGAGUAAUAAUAGUACAAAAUAUCUUAACGACUCGGCUUGUCACGAUAUCAAAAUAAUAUUAUUCUUUUAUCGAUCUUGGGAAGUUCAUUGCAAGAUUUCACUUUAUUCAUGUCCUUCUAUCUCUUGUACAUUAUUAUUUAAUGAUCCAGAUACUUCUCAAACAUCGUCACGAACUACAACACCCCCCGCAACGACUUCGGAGAAUCCCCCACCAACAACACAACCGAGUGUUCCCCCCUCUACGCUCCCUGCAACGAAUCCAUUCGGUCAAUUAGGAUUGGGUUUUAACGGUUUAAAUCAAAAUCCAUAUGGCCUCGCAAAUCCGAUGAUGAUAGAACAGAUUCUUCAGAAUCCGGUCAUGAUGCAACACAUGCAACAAAUGAUUCAGGAUCCGACAUUUAUCGAGAAUAUGAUUGCCAUGUACCCAAAUCUCGCGCAGGUAGCGCCUCAGCUUAGACAAAUGUUGCAGGAUCCAGAAGUUUUGUCAUUGAUGUCAAAUCCCGAAACGCUUCGGAUGGCCGCAAUUCAAUCAAUGAUGGGACCGGGUCCCUUCACUGGCGGAGUCCCUGGAUCGACCACUCCAGCAACAACCACUAAUAAUAAUCAAACGACUACUCCUAAUCUUUCUUCAACGACGCCCAAUGCCGGUACUACUACUCCCAUUACACCAGCGAAUAAUCCACUCUUUUACGGUCUUUUUAAUCCUUCCGCAACUUCUCAAACUGGCACGGGAACUAAUCCCGCACAACCUCCUGUUAUGCCACUGUUCGAUCCAGCAUUGCUAUUUGGUGCUUUUGGUUCGACCACACCAGCUGCACCUCAAAUACCACCGGAAGAAAGAUUUCGAGCUCAACUUCAACAGUUAAAUGAAAUGGGAUUUUAUGAUACUCCGAAAAAUAUCCGUGCAUUACAAGUGUGUCAAGGAGACGUUAACUUAGCCAUCGAGCGACUGCUGGACCCUUCAUUUAAUUGA